Messenger RNA from Radiomyces spectabilis, 1677 nucleotides. RefSeq lists its product as uncharacterized. Gene Ontology annotation, biological process: signal transduction. The record is from RefSeq and is a predicted model, not a curated record. The transcript has 3 exons. The coding region runs from base 169 to 1446 and encodes 425 amino acids. NCBI's taxonomy places the organism in Eukaryota, Fungi, Mucoromycota, Mucoromycetes, Mucorales, Radiomycetaceae.
UGUUUUCCCAAUUUCGUUUUUAUUUCAUUUUCCCUUUAUUUUUUAUUUUUUAUUUUUUAUUCUCUUUAUUCUAAUCCAUUCAUUGAUCCUUUGUUGGGAUCCUUUGUACCAGUAAGUUGAUGUUUGAAUGCUCUCGCCUUGCAUGUUUUAACCGAUUUGUGAACAGCCAUGUAUUAUUCUUUUCGCUUUGCUGCUGAGGUAACCCGUUUAUGUAUGGAAGAGAUCCGAUGUCGAGGUUUACAGGAACGCAAGAUUCUGAGAAAGACUCUGCCGGAUAGUAUACUUUGUACCAGAGUGUUUGGCCAGCGAACUUGCACGCAGCAAGAUCUUGCCCACAUCAGUAUCCAUUCCGUGGCUACCCUCAUGCAAGACAUCCUUUGGAGUUGUCAGGAUCGCAUUCUGUCGAAAAAGAUUUGGCGAUACAUUAAUUACGAAACUUGCACGUUGUCGAGCUUGAUGGCACUGUUAACGACCCAGGCCGAGCAAUUGUUGAUGGAUAUUCUCGAUUUCUUGGUGGAAGUUAUGCAACACAAAAUGGUCAAUAGGAUGGAUGCCUAUCAUUUGGGAGAAGCCAUGGGCAAAGUGACGCUGGGCCCUUACAACUGCGAUCAAAUUAUUGCCGAAAAAGCCAAUCAUCUAUUAACGCGCAUGAUCAUUGAACAUUCUAAAAUGCGGUACCAACUGCGGAAGAAAAAACCGCAGUUGCCAGUCCCACGGGGACUUCAUCGCAUCGAUUCCGGAUUUGCAUCCACUCACUUUCGAUACAGAGAGUACCGACCCAUGACCAAAUCCGAAGCGACACAUGCAAAGGCUAAAUCGUAUGAUCGGUUGAUUCAUAAGGUGCGCCAAUCCGCCAGUGACUGGAGUACCAACGUGGACGGACUUUAUGCUCUUUUGGAGGACGAGUACAAUCUAGCGCCUGAACCUCCUGAAAAACCGUGGAUCUCCAUUUUCUCCACGGAGAUGCCGACCAAGAACGAUAUGGCGGCUUCCCCACUUUUAUACCGUAUCUUGGUCGAAGCGUGUAAACCCAAGGAAACGGUGCCUGACGAUCCGUUUGCUCGAUCGUAUUUAUUCUCCACACACAUAGACACAGUUGAGGCUGGCCUCAAAAGAGCAUUUAGUGAAUUCAGGAUCCAGCAUACCUUGUCGUCUCCUCCAUCUGAAAAACCGGCCAGCCCUUUGCAAAAAAUCAACCACUCCAUCUCCCAUCUCAAAUUGAAUCUCCGAAGGCAUCGGUCGCGGCAGGACUUGCUGGAUGAAAGUGGUGACGACGACAGCGACUCCGAGUCGGACGACACCCAGGUCGCGCACGAUGAUGUCAAGCCAGGCUACAAACCACACUCGGUCAAGGGCAUGGUCAAGCGAAUGAUGAAAUUCAGCGGAACUAUCGCACCUGGCGCCGUCAAAAAGGAUGGUUCAGAGCAUAAAAUGCUGCAUGUGUAAUGCCGAUCCACCGCUAGAUACAAAGUUUUUUUUUAUCCCCUUCCCCAUCCUUGCCUGUUUCAUUGCUUUCUAAUUUAUGUGUUCUGUUUUUUUUCUUACCGUGAGAAGCGAAUAAAGACGAAAAAAAAAAAGAAGGCCAUCAUCGGGUUCGGAUGUAAAAAGUCCGCCUAUCAGUUAUAGUGAGGAUAUAAAGACCAAGUGGAGACGCACAGACCGCCCUUGCCACGCGUG